CGCGUGCGUUCAAUCAAGCUCUGCCAAGCGCCAUCGGCCGUAUUGAGGAAGUGACCACGGUUUUUACGCCCAACCAUUUGUAGUAGGAUCGUACAGCAGGUUGCGCGCCAGAAAUUCAGUUUGUCGGAAUCUCCAACUCACGUCGCAGCUUCGUCAUGGGUCGUCGUGCAUGUUUUUUGGCCUUUGCUUCACUUAUCUUCCAAUCUUUGGCUCAGAACGCCAAUAUCACGUUGACUCCAGCGGCCGUUGGCUUUGAAGCUGAUAACACCGCAUUCUAUUACUCUUCCUCGCCUCUCCUUCUUGCCAACGAUGGAAGUGCGGCCGGAGGCGGGUUUCGUGUCUUUGACGGGAAGCAAAACCCUCAAUGGGCUGAGGUAGCACAUCUCAGAACAGGUCGCUCCAAAGUUGCCAUCCCUGUAUACAACAUUGGAGGCCGGGACAUCGUAGUCACGAUCGCUGCCACUGACUCCAAUAUGCGAGCCUUUGAGGCGAACGGCUUGAAAGAGAUCAAAAACGCAAGGAAACCCAUCCUAGGCGACUGGUCGACGCUUUGCGGUUGGCAAAGUGCAUCCAGUGGUAACUCGUACCUUUUACUUUUCGGAAAGAGAAUAGUUGUCCAGCUGCUUGUGAGGAAUCAAAGUAAGCGAGUCGAGAUUCUUGCGGUACAAACGUUCCCCACCCCGAUUGAGGGCGAGUCUUGUGCUGUCUUUCGGGAUGGCACCGUCUUUUUCUCCGCCGAAGAUCAGCCAUUGUACUCAUUUACAGCAUCCGAGUCCUUCCAGGCCCCUGAAAUCAAGAUACUCACCAAAGAGGUACCCGUCCUUGGCCUGGCGGCGUACCACGCCGAUUCCGAAGACUUCUUACUCGUUGUUGAUUCGGAGAGUCUCCACAUAUAUGACCGCAACCUGAACCAGAAGAAUUCAGCCCUGCUCACUGGAAUCCCUGACCUUUCGGUCGAAGGCGGCCUAUCAAUCCUCCAGUCUACUUCAAAACGCCACCCUUCAGGGCUCUUCGCUUUCGCCUUUGAAGGCGAAGAGGAUACAGGUGUUGCUAUCGGCUCACUACAAGCGAUUCUUGGAGCCUCAGAGAUUCGCCCUAAUACUAAGUUUGAUCCCAAUGAGAGGACAUGUCGGAAGUGUACGCAGCCGAUCUCUAAGAGGUGCUCCAACAACGGAUAUAACCAACAUGGGAUAUGUCAAUGCUUCCCGGGCUUUGGUGGUGGUGACUGUUCGAAGAUCACAUGUCAAAACUCUUGUUCCGGGCACGGCUCCUGCAUAGGCCCAAACAUUUGCAAAUGUGCACCUGGAAGGUCUGGUCCGGACUGUUCAUUUGUCGCUGUGAAAGCCAAGUACGAGACAGAUGCCAAUGGUGGCGAUGGGGACGAUCCCGCUAUCUGGAUCCAUCCUACACGCCCUGACCAAAGCCGCAUAGUCACAACUACCAAGAGUGAUGAGGGUGCUGGUUUUGCUGUUUUCAACCUCAAUGGAAAGCUUCUGCAACACGUGCCAGGCGAAGAGCCGAACAACGUGGACGUGAUCUACAACUUCACAGUGGGUGCUCAAGUUACUGAUCUGACAUUUGCCGCUUGCCGUGGAGAUAACACCCUCUGUCUCCUGAAGAUCAACUCGACGGGCUUUCUCGAGUCAGUUGACGGCGGAAUUCAGCCGACGCCAGAAGACUACGAAGUCUAUGGCUCCUGCACAUAUCGCUCUCCAACUUCGGGCCGCCAGUACCUUUUCGUGAAUAAUAAGGAUGCUGAGUACCUCCAGUACGAGUUACGCUCGACCGCGAACGGCACUCUAGAGACAAAUCUUGUGCGCAAGUUCGUUGGAGGCUCCGGAGGUCAGGUGGAAGGCUGCGUAUGCGACGAAGAGCAAGGCUAUCUGUUCCUCGGAGAAGAGCCAGAAGGUCUCUGGCGAUAUGAUGCUGAACCUAAUGGCUCAUCUACCGGUAUCCAGAUCGCCAGAGUUGGUGAUGGGACACUUUAUGCAGACGUGGAGGGUGUUACAUUGGUCCCGGCGAAGAACUCUUCGGAUGGCUAUCUGUUCGUCUCCAGCCAAGGCCGCAGCGCGUAUUUGGUAUAUGAGAGAGCGCCACCUCAUGCUUAUGUGAUGACAUUCACCAUCGUAGACAACAAAGAGGCGGGUAUCGACCAUGUUUCCAACACAGAUGGAAUCGCUGCUGUUGGAAACCGCUUGAACAGUGACUUUCCGAAAGGACUGUUUGUCACACACGAUGACGCCAACGAGCUCGCUGGAAGAGAAACUGCAGACCAAGCCAGCUUCAAGCUGGUCAGUCUCGAGGAUAUCUUAGGCAAGCAGCGCGCUGCACAGCUCGGGUAUUGACUCAUGUUCUAUGUCAAGUAGUUAGUGCCC
Molecule: messenger RNA, 2375 nt
Organism: Paraphaeosphaeria sporulosa
Lineage: Eukaryota; Fungi; Ascomycota; Dothideomycetes; Pleosporales; Didymosphaeriaceae
Product: thermostable phytase
Exons: 3
Coding region: 156-2345 (729 amino acids)
Molecular function (GO): inositol hexakisphosphate 3-phosphatase activity
Source: RefSeq, a predicted model, not a curated record